AUAUGUGUUUGGUUGAGAUUUAUGUAAGAUGAAUAAAAAAAAGUCAAAUACAAUCCUAACAGCAAGCAAGCCUUGCUUGCCUAAUCCAAAAAAAAACUAACUAUUACCCAAAUGUAUAAUCUAUCCAAACCCUUCACAUUUAGAAGAUCAUACACUCCUUGGACCACAUCAAAGAAAUUCAAUCACGUUAGACUUUUUUGUCCUUGUCCUUACUUUGAUGUUAUUAGAUUUGCAUAAUUACAACCGUGUAUAGAAAAUGUAAUCUCUCCAUUCCAAAGUUAGUUUGCCAUAACGCUAUACGUAAUGAACAAAAUAUCCUUUGAUCAAUUAAAAUUAACUUGAAUAGCUUAUUCUACUCUCAUUUCUACCCACUCUUACUUGCAAUCACUACCACUUAAGCCACCACCACCACUUAAGCCACCACCACCACUAACAAGGAGUACCAUCACCUUCUAACACCUAAGCCACCAACACUUAAAUCACCAUCCCCUCAUCAACACUUUCUACAAACCUAAUAUCUAAUGCAAUCUAACUUUUUGGUUGUUGGAUAUUAGUUUGCUACCAAUGAGGUGACAAUGGACCACAUAUAUCUCGGAGGCUUUGGGUGAGAAAGAAGAAUUUUGUCGUCGGCCAGGAGAUAAUUUUUUUUUCGUCGCCAAAAGGAAUGGUCCCACUGAUUUUUAUAUUUACAUAUGGGUCCAUUUAUUUUCAUACUAACUCUGUAUUUUUUAAAUGCAUCAUUUGGAUUUCUACACAAUUUAUAUAUUACUUUUUAUUUAAUUUGAUAUCUAGAUGUUUUGGUUGGAUGAGUUGAUUAACUUUUUUUAAGAUGGGAAGGGAUAUGAUUUUGGCAAGAUAAAAAUACAAAUAAAUAAUGAAACUACAACCAAAAUAGUAACUUAGAGUUCUUCAAACAAUAUAUAAAUAAAACUAUAAAAGUUGUUGACAUAUUCGUUUCUAGAAACUGAUUGCUCCAUUAUGAUUUUUAAAAUCUUAAAGAUAUCCUUACUAACACGAUUGUCACGUACACCUUCAAGCUCCUAAACUUCUGCUUUGCAUUCCUACUAUAAAUUGAAGCUACAAGUUAAAGCUUCAUAUUGCUCCAAGUGAAACAGAACACUAGAAGAAAUGUCUAAUAUUCUUCAGUUCUUAGAGAAUAUUUGUUUCCAUCCCCUCUCCCUAACGUUCAUACUCUUCUUGAUCUUCCUUUACAAAUGGCUAAAUAAUAAUCCUAUGCAAAGCAGAAAUCAGCCACCCUCCCCGAGAAAGUUGCCCAUCUUAGGCAACCUUCACCAACUUGGCAAAUUCCCACAUCGUUCAUUGUACUCUUUGUCCAAGAAAUAUGGAGAAGUGAUGUUGAUUCACCUAGGUAGCACACCUUCCUUUGUUGUCUCAUCUGCAAGCGCAGCUUGCGAGAUCUUGAAGACCCAUGAUGCCAUCUUCUCUAAUAGACCUAAAUCACGCAUCACUAGCAAGAUAAUCUAUGAUGGCAAAGACAUAGUCUUUUCACCUUAUGGGGAAUAUUGGAGACGGAUAAGGAGCAUCUGUGUCCUACAGAUGCUCAGUAACAAAAAGGUUAUAUCCUUCCGAAGAGUAAGAGAAGAAGAAGUCACUCUGGUGAUUGAAACGAUCAAGAGAUCAGAACAAUCACCAGUAAACUUAAGUGAGAUUUUUAUAGCAUACACAAGUAGUGUGUUGUGUAGGACAGCCUAUGGAAAGAAGUAUGCUGGAGAAGUGGGAACCAAUUUUAAGCUUCUUUUAAAGGAGUUUGUAGAGGUCAUGGCAGUUUUCAGUAUGGGAGAUUUCAUACCCUGGCUUGGCUGGAUUGAUCAACUCACUGGUUUGAAUAAUCGGGUGGACAAAGUCGCGAAAGAGUUUGAUAAAUUUCUUCAACAUGUAGUCCAAGAGCAUCUAGAUCGCAAGGUUGAAAAGGAUGAAAGUGAACAAGAUUUUGUGGACAUUUUGCUGGAUGUUCAGAAGGAAAACACAGCUGCUCUUUCCAUGGACAACAUCAAAGCCAUUGUACUGGAUAUGUUUGCUGCUGGGUCCGACACCUCAUACACACUACUGGAGUGGGCAAUGACAGAGCUGCUGAGACAUCCCCAAGUCAUGAAAAAACUGCAAGAUGAGGUAAGGGGAGUUGUUAGAGAAAAAACAAUGGUAUCUGAAGAUGAUUUAGAAAAUAUGAAGUACUUGAAAGCAGUGAUCAAGGAAGUAUUUCGCCUACAUCCUCCACUCCCAUUGCUGCUGUUUCGGUAUCCCUCCCAGGAUGCCAAAAUAAAUGGGUAUGACAUUGCUGCGGGGACACAAGUAAUCAUCAAUGCAUGGGCAAUACAGAGAGACCCAAAUUAUUGGGCAGAGCCUGAGCAGUUCCGUCCAGAGAGGUUCCUGAACUCUACAGUAGACUUCAAGGGACAGGAUUUCCAGUUGAUUCCCUUUGGAGCUGGCAGAAGAGGUUGCCCAGGGAUACCCUUUGCUUCAUUCAAAAUUGAGCUCAUGCUAGCAAAUCUUCUCUACUCAUUUGAUUGGAAAUCAGCCAAUGGAGCAGAAGAUGAGGCUCCUGAAGUACCUGAAAAUCCAGGCAUAACAAUCAAUAGACGGGAUCCUCUUAUGGCCAUUGCAACUUUAUAUUCUUGCAGCUGAGAACAUGCUGCACAUAUUAACAAAAGAAUUGAUAUUUGAAUCACAGAUGCUCAAGGCAGUAGACCAACAGUAUCAAUUAUCCAACAAUAACAAUUCCAUGUCCGAGUUUAUUUAUGUCCUACUCGUAUUUAUUUUAAUCCUGUUCAUGAUUAUGUUUUUAGUAUAAAGUUUCUGAUGUCCCUAAUUAAGCUAUGAUGAAGCCUCUUCAAAGGCAUUAGGGUAAUAAUUAUGUUGGUGUCGUAUUUUAAAAAAUAAAAAUAAAUGACUUCACCCAGUCAAUUCCUUAGCUGA
Chenopodium quinoa (quinoa) is the source of this 2934-nucleotide messenger RNA. Its product is annotated as cytochrome P450 71A26-like. Gene Ontology annotation, molecular function: heme binding; monooxygenase activity; iron ion binding. The transcript has 2 exons. The coding region runs from base 1129 to 2643 and encodes 504 amino acids. Lineage: Eukaryota; Viridiplantae; Streptophyta; Magnoliopsida; Caryophyllales; Amaranthaceae. The record is from RefSeq and is a predicted model, not a curated record.